AUGGGACCGAAGGGGCCAAGGGGCCGAAGGGGCGAAGGGUCGAAGGGCCGAAGGGCCGAAGGGCCGAAGGAGCAGGCGAUAGAAAGGAUCAUCGUGGACAUGACCAAUCUGCAGGGGGUGAGAAAAUACGGAGACGGCUGGCGACCCAUGGACUCCACCGACCUGCGCGCCUACGUAGGGCUGCUGAUCCUAGCCGGCGUCUACAGGUCCCGAGGCGAGGCCGCGGCCAGCCUGUGGGACGCCGAGAGCGGCAGGACCGUGUUCCGCGCCACCAUGCCGCUCAAGGCGUUUCACAAGUACUCGAGGCUGCUGCGAUUCGACGACCGCCAGUCGAGACCCGCGAGACUCGCCACCGACAGACUGGCGGCCGUGAGAGAGGUGUGGGACCUGUGGGAGGAGCGGCUGCAGGCCCUCUACAACCCGGGGCCCGAAGUGACGGUGGACGAACAACUGGUCCCGUUCAGAGGACGCUGUCCUUUCCGACAGUACAUUCCCAGCAAGCCGGCCAAAUACGGCAUCAAGUCGUGGGUGGCCUGCGACGCCAAGUCCAGCUACGCUUGGAAGAUGCAAGUGUACACCGGCAAGGCGGCCGGCGGAUGCCCCGAGAAGAACCAGGGCGCGCGCGUCGUCCUCGAUCUGACCGAGGGACUGCCGACCGGUCACAACGUCACGUGUGACAAUUUCUUCACCUCCUACGAACUCGGGCAGCGGCUCCUCGAGAGGAACCUCACCAUGGUGGGCACGGUGCGAAAGAACAAGCCCGAGCUCCCUCCCGCGCUGCUCCAGUCCAAGGGCAGACAGGUCUCGUCCUCCAGGUUCGCCUUCACGCCCACCGCCACUCUAGUGUCCUACCUGGCAAAGAGAAAUAAGAACGUGCUGCUUCUGAGCACGCGGCACGCGGAGCCUGACGUCAGCGAUCGCCGAGACCGGAAGCCGGCCCUCAUCCUAGACUACAACUGCAACAAGGGCGGCGUGGACAACCUAGACAAGGUGGUCGGGACCUACAGCUGCAGACGGAUGACCGCCCGCUGGCCCCUGGUCAUCUUCCACAACAUCCUCGACGUGUCCUCCUACAACGCCUUUGUCAUAUGGCGAGAGAUCAACCCCGACUGGAUGCCCGGGAAGCGGAACAAGAGGAGGGUGUUCCUGGAGCAGCUCGGAAAGGCGCUCGUGAAGCCCUUGAUCCAAAGAAGGCAGCGUCUCCCCCGCACCGAAGCCGCGUCCGCACUUGUCAAAGUCAUACGGGGCGAGCGUGUAUCCGCCGAGGAUCGUCCGCAGGCCCGCGAGCGAGCCGCCGGCCCGGCCGCCGCCGCCGCCCCGGCCGCCCCGCUGGGGGCGAGUAAGAGGAAGAGGUGUCAGGGUUAUGAGAUUGGGAACAGCCAUAUACCACAAGCAGUUAGGUCCUCAGGCUCCAAAUCAUCUGAUUCCGAAAGCAGUUCGGGAGCGGACAUGGCAGGUGACUACGAGGAUUGGAUGUGUGAUGAUUAUCAGGACAAUUGUCAAGAGGACUAUACCCAUAACCGAGAUACUCCCGGUGCUGACAUGGAGGAUACCAGAGACCAAGAGGCUGAAACCAGUCCCCGUUCACCCGAUAGUCUUGUGGACUACGACAUUUACGAUUCCGAGGAGUCAGACUACGAGGUCCACACCCAAGACGUCGACAGUGAACAGCUCUACAGUGAACAGGUUGACGACGAAGAGGUGGUCUACUGUGAAGAGGUCUAUGGUGAAGAGGUUGACACCGGCGCUGUCGUGGAAUGUGAAGAAGUCGAUGAUGACGAGGUGGUGGACUAUGCAACCUUUGUUGCCCGACCAAAGAACCACAUCUUUGGGGAUGAAGGCCUGCAACGUCACCCAGGUGUCACAGAUGCCAGACACAAUGUCUAG
Molecule: messenger RNA, 1887 nt
Organism: Salvelinus fontinalis (brook trout)
Lineage: Eukaryota; Metazoa; Chordata; Actinopteri; Salmoniformes; Salmonidae
Product: piggyBac transposable element-derived protein 4-like
Exons: 5
Coding region: 1-1887 (628 amino acids)
Source: RefSeq, a predicted model, not a curated record